This is a messenger RNA of Felis catus (domestic cat), 2690 nucleotides long. RefSeq names its product porcupine O-acyltransferase (gene PORCN). The record is from RefSeq and is a predicted model, not a curated record. NCBI's taxonomy places the organism in Eukaryota, Metazoa, Chordata, Mammalia, Carnivora, Felidae. Gene Ontology annotation, biological process: protein palmitoylation; canonical Wnt signaling pathway; Wnt protein secretion. Gene Ontology annotation, molecular function: palmitoleoyltransferase activity; Wnt-protein binding. The transcript has 15 exons. Gene Ontology annotation, cellular component: membrane; endoplasmic reticulum. The coding region runs from base 937 to 2322 and encodes 461 amino acids.
GCGAGAUCACGACCUGAGCUGAAGUCGGACGCUUAACCGACUGAGCCACCCAGGCGCCCCUAUAAGUGCUUUUUAAACAUGCUCCCAAUGGAUGCUCUGUUCUAGCCUCCCAGUUCACAGGGAACACUAACUAGUUGCGGGGUUCUCCCUCAAGGCAGAUGUGAGCCCAGUAGGGAAUUAAGCAGGCAAAUCAGUUCUCAAAGACAAGCUAAGUGCUGACAAGGAAUCCCCAGAGGAAGCACAGGCGCCUAAUUCGUGCCCCUAGGUGACACAGUAAUUAUAAACGCUUCUGGCCCGUCUCUGGGGGUGGGUAGGGUUGAAGAUUCCUUUAGUUCCCUCACCGGAGGGGGAAGGAGAGAUCUCGAUUUAUUUUCCCAUCUGUGAAAUGGGGGGGACAAAAGUAGCCGGACUUGCGCUGGUGGGCAGUUUGGCCGCCUCGCGGGAGCAGGCUUUCCUUCUCCCUCCCCCAUCUUUCCCAUCUCAGCUUCCAAGGGUUAGGAAUUUGACGAUUUGAAAGUUGGUUCUCGGAUCGUCAGAAGACCUCCCGAAGCGAACCUUCAAGGGGCUGCAUCAGCACCAAGAGGCCGGAAAGGUGCUGGCGCCAACGUUCCGCGCGCCGACGUCCUCCCGCUCCCGGCUCCUCUCAACCUCCCGCUCCUCCUUCCUUCCAUCCUCCGGCUCCCCUCCUCCUCCGUCCCCGCCCCUCUCCUGCCCUCUCAUUGGCCGAGCUGGCCGGCCAGGCCUCCCCGGGAUUUAAAGGGCCCGCUCUCCGCGCCGCCCUGGGAACCGCAGCUGGUCCCGGCCUUGCGGCCUGCGGGGGAGGCUGCCCGGAGGAGGCGGCGACGGUGGCGGCGGCGGUGCGUCCCUGGCCCCCAGGACCGCGGCUUGCUUCCUGCCAGGUCUAUCCAUCUGUCCAUCCAUCCGUGGGGGUCAACAAUGGCCACCUUCAGCCGCCAGGAAUUUUUCCAGCAGCUGCUGCAGGGCUGUCUCCUGCCCACUGCCCAGCAGGGCCUUGACCAGAUCUGGCUGCUCCUUGCCAUCUGCCUCGCCUGCCGCCUCCUCUGGAGGCUUGGGUUGCCAUCCUACCUGAAGCAUGCAAGCACCGUGGCAGGUGGCUUCUUCAGCCUCUACCACUUCUUCCAGCUGCACAUGGUUUGGGUCGUGCUGCUCAGCCUCCUGUGCUACCUCGUGCUGUUCCUCUGCCGACAUUCCUCCCAUCGUGGCGUCUUCCUCUCCGUCACCAUCCUCAUCUACCUACUCAUGGGUGAGAUGCACAUGGUGGACACCGUGACAUGGCACAAGAUGCGAGGGGCCCAGAUGAUCGUGGCCAUGAAGGCGGUGUCUCUGGGCUUCGACCUGGACCGGGGCGAGGUGGGUGCAGUGCCCUCGCCCGUGGAGUUCAUGGGCUACCUCUACUUCGUGGGCACCAUCGUCUUUGGGCCCUGGAUAUCCUUCCACAGCUACCUACAGGCUGUCCAAGGCCGCCCACUGAGCCGCCGAUGGCUGCAGAAGGUGGCCCGGAGCCUGGCGCUGGCCCUGCUGUGCCUUGUGCUGUCCACCUGUGUGGGCCCCUACCUCUUCCCAUACUUCAUCCCCCUUGAUGGUGACCGCCUCCUUCGCAACAAGAAACGCAAAGCCAGGGGCACCAUGGUAAGGUGGCUGCGAGCCUACGAGAGUGCUGUCUCCUUCCACUUCAGCAACUAUUUUGUGGGCUUUCUGUCCGAGGCCACGGCCACGUUGGCAGGGGCUGGCUUCACCGAGGAGAAGGAUCACCUGGAAUGGGACCUGACGGUGUCCAAGCCACUGAACGUGGAGCUGCCCCGGUCCAUGGUGGAAGUUGUUACAAGCUGGAACUUGCCAAUGUCUUAUUGGCUAAAUAACUAUGUUUUCAAGAAUGCUCUUCGUCUGGGGACCUUUUCUGCCGUGCUGGUCACCUAUGCAGCCAGUGCCCUCCUGCACGGUUUCAGCUUCCAUUUGGCUGCGGUGCUGCUGUCCCUGGCAUUUAUCACUUACGUGGAACAUGUCCUCCGGAAGCGCCUGGCUCGGAUCCUCAGUGCCUGCGUCUUGUCGAAACGGUGUCCACCAAACUGUUCGCACCAGCAUCGCUUGGGCCUGGGGGUGCGAGCCUUAAACCUGCUCUUUGGGGCCCUGGCCAUCUUCCAUCUGGCCUACCUGGGCUCCCUGUUUGAUGUCGAUGUGGAUGACACCACAGAGGAGCAGGGCUACGGCAUGGCAUACACUGUCCACAAGUGGUCAGAGCUCAGCUGGGCCAGUCACUGGGUCACUUUUGGAUGUUGGAUCUUCUACCGUCUCAUAGGCUGAGGCACAUCUGUGGAUCCUCAAAGCUCCCUCAAGACCCCUCCUCAGGAUGGGGGAUGAGGGAAGGCCCUAUCUCUAAUUCUUGAUCCCUCUCCAUCCUUAACCCCCCCAACACUCCUACACACACACGCAGACACACACACACACACACACACACGCUCAUGUGUGCACACACAUACACACACACACAAUUUCCAUGCCUGUCUAUCCCCACCCCACCACAAGGCGGGAAGGGGGUGGUCCCUGCUGGGGCCUAGGGGUGGAGGAUGCUUGGGGAAUCAGAGAGGGGGAGAUCCAGGGCCUCCCCGCCUUCCUUCUCCCUUUUUAUAUACAGUUUGUUAUUGUCAAAUAAAAGUAGGAAAGAUACAAAA